UUUCGUUUGUGACAAAUUUACGUGCAACGCGUGCGGGCUGCACCAGUAAGUGCACCAAAAUGUGGCUGUUAAAGCGCGACAUUUAACAAGAGCACGGAUUAUUUGGUUUAUUUAAAAUUUUUCGAAAUGCUUACAACGCCUGUUUGUUGCAGCCGCUGGGGAAGGGCGAACAACAGUUGCGGCUGCAGUAUGUUUACUUUGUGGCCGUCAAAGUGGACGUUGCUAUUGUUGAUCACUUUCAUCAUGAACAAAGUGGCAGCUAAAUGGCCACCUGACCCACAGCCGCGCUUCUACCCCCCACCACAACAACAUUGGCCCUGCCAAUACUUUGACAAUUUUGCAAUUGAUUCGCGUAUAUUUGGCAAUGAAAAAUCAAUGGAAGGAAAUGGAAAUGCUUUAUUUGGUAACAAAGCAAUCGCUGACGAAAUGGCGUUGCGAGAUUUCGAGCAGUCAAACGAUGUUGCACUUCCUGCUGAGGCAAGGCGACAAAGGCAAUUGCAAUGGCUAGGCAGUUGGUUAUUUGGGCGAAAGCAACAGCCACAGUGGCAAGUAAGGCAAAAAGAACAACAAAUGGCAGCAACAAAGCAGCCACAGUGGCCACAAACAUAUCUACAAGGCCAACAACAAACGCCACACGCAUACGACUUACAUAGACAUGACGCAGAUAUCUUCGUAUAUAAGAAGAUGCCCGAAAUUAUGCCGGGUGAGGAAGAGAAGCAUUCGCAAGCAACGGAUGUGAGCGAUAAUGACGUAGCCGAUACAAAGUCAGCGGAGGAGGUUGGAGAUAAACAGGAUACGUCAUCAAUGGAUACAGCUGUGGAUUAUGACUAUAAAAUCGAUGUGGAACCAGCUAGCGAACGAUUUAACACCGAACAGCCGCCACGUUCUAAACGCAUUUUUUACGCGCCGCGCACUCGGCGGCUGGACUAUGCCUACAUACCCUACACAGCGUAUCAGCACGAUCGCGAGCAAGAACUAGCCGAGGCGAAGAAGCUGGCAUUUAAGCGUAACAAAACCGGCAAUGGCGAACGUAGUUUUCUACCCUCUAUUAGCGCUGGCGCUAUGACACACUUGGGCAACUUUUUUACGGAUCUCUCGAAAAAUGUACGCUACAAUGAGAAAUCGCAAUCGCUGGGGCUUGAUGAGGCUAAGCUACUCGAGGGACAACAUCCUCUACGGCAGCUGCAUGAGAAGAUAGCGGGCGAACAUGAGGCUAAUGCAGAAUUUCUGCACGCCAUACGCACAUAUCGACCCUCUCAGAAGAUACGCUCGCUGGUGGCAAUGAAUCCGCGUGGUUAUCAUGGCGCACAAUUCAUCGAUCCCAAUUACAUGUGGGUUGGUUUGGGUAAAUAGCGGUACGCUUGGCGGCGUUGUGGUAGCUGGCAUUGUGCCGUAGAUCCACCCAGUUGGCAGUGAGGAAGAGAAUCACCAAUCUCAUUCCUCAUUUCAUAUACCACCACACCCCACCACAUCGCGUUUUAAAUAUUACAACGAAACACAGUGGAAAUUGGAAAGAAAGCUAAAUUUUUUAGAAAUACAUACAUACAUACAUAUCGACUUUACUUGGCAAAACCUCCUAUCCCAGAAAUCACAACUAUCUUGUAUUUCGUAAAAUUUAUUCAAAAUAGGGAUUAAAGUACUAAAGCGUUAAUAUUCAAAUCAAAAAGUUUUUAUUUAUUUAUAUUUUUAUAAAAGGCUCACAUAAUCAUAACAAUUAUUAUAGAAACCAUAAAACACAGCGCUGGCAGCAGAGACUUUCGGCUGACUGGUGAAUGGGACGAGAUUAGAUACGACGAAGCAGAUCAGGGUCUUUUAAGAAGUUGUCAAUUUUAGAGAAGUUACCUUAUGUAGAAUUCAAAAAGUUUUUUAAAAUUAUUUUUUAUUAGUACAAGAAUUUUUUUUUGUUGGAGAGUGUUGUUUAAGAGUGAUUAGACAUAUGAGGUUUUGCCGAAGUACCGCCGAUAUAUAUGUAUGUUUGUAUGAUUUGUUGAAGUCUUUUCCAUUCGCAGUUUUUUAUUUAUUUUUAUUUUUUAAUUAUUUAUUUAUAUGAAAUUUCCGUGAAGUGUGUGUAUGUUCCUUCUCCCCAUUCAACAUUCAGCUCAUCAUUCAAUACAAACAUACAUAUUUACUUGUAUCCUUGUAAUGUGUAACCUAUUCUCAGAUAAAUAUUAC
This is a messenger RNA of Rhagoletis zephyria (snowberry fruit fly), 2172 nucleotides long. RefSeq lists its product as uncharacterized. The record is from RefSeq and is a predicted model, not a curated record. NCBI's taxonomy places the organism in Eukaryota, Metazoa, Arthropoda, Insecta, Diptera, Tephritidae.